Molecule: messenger RNA, 925 nt
Organism: Photinus pyralis (common eastern firefly)
Lineage: Eukaryota; Metazoa; Arthropoda; Insecta; Coleoptera; Lampyridae
Product: ribosomal protein S6 kinase beta-2-like
Exons: 5
Coding region: 183-902 (239 amino acids)
Biological process (GO): protein phosphorylation
Molecular function (GO): protein kinase activity; ATP binding
Source: RefSeq, a predicted model, not a curated record
CAAGCGAAAAUAUCCCUAAAGUGAAGGCAAACUUGAAGGAGAAGGACAUAACCUAAUUCAAGUCUGUCAUACGAGGUGUGUUUUUGCUACAGGAAAUUAAAUUCUAAACCGUAUUUUAUAUUUAAUAAUAACAGUGUUUUAAAUUAUCAUAAAUGUAAUUAGCGAUCUGGUAACGAGGGAGAAUGGCAGGUGUUUUUGAUUUGGAAUUGCACGACGUUGAAGCUGUUGAGGUUGAUGAUUCAGACGACGAUGAUGUUAUUGAAAUUCAAGAGGGUGGAUACGAUCAAAACCCCAAUGUAAAUGAAAUCAUUGAGACUGACGACGUGGAGACAGUACAAUUAACUGAACAAAAUGUGAAUCCCGGCCAAGAUAAAGCCGGCCCACAGGAUUUCGAACUACUUAAAGUAUUGGGAAAGGGCGGAUAUGGCAAGGUUUUUCAAGUUCGCAAAGUGAACGGAACCGAUGCUGGCACAAUAUUUGCUAUGAAAGUGCUGCGCAAGGCUUCCAUCGUUAGAAAUCAAAAAGACACGGCGCACACUAAGGCUGAACGAAAUAUUUUAGAAGAAGUCAAACACCCGUUUAUAGUCGACUUAAAAUACGCAUUUCAAACGGGCGGUAAACUUUAUUUAAUUUUGGAGUAUUUAAGCGGCGGCGAGUUAUUUAUGCAUUUAGAGCGGGAAGGUAUUUUUUUGGAGGAUACUGCUUGCUUUUAUUUGGCAGAAAUAAUACUAGCUUUAGAACAUUUGCAUAUGCAAGGAAUUAUAUAUAGGGAUCUUAAGCCAGAAAAUAUACUAUUAGACGCUCAAGGUCAUGUGAAACUAACAGAUUUCGGCUUGUGUAAGGAGCAUAUUCAAGAAGGCAUCGUUACUCAUACAUUUUGUGGUACUAUAGAAUACAUGUAAGUAUUUAAGGCAUCCUGGAUGUC